GACACAGCCUCAUUUGGGACGGACACUGUCUACAACUACGCGAAGGAUGCAGGUUUCAGGAGAGUCGGGGGUUUUGUUGAGAUGCUGAACUUCGAUGAGCCCAAGCAUGUCAUCUUGAACAAGAUUGCAGCGUUGAGGCGGAAUGGCUGGUUCAAUCUCAAGCAGGGGUCCUUGGUUGUGGAGCUUCUAGUAUGGAACGGCAACGUGGAGCGCCUGCUGCACACGGCCUUUGUUUUCGAGCAUGACUUCAGCGGAAAGACGGAGACACAGGUCCUUGUCAGCAGUCUCGCGUUCAACAUCCACGACCUGAACGCAGUUCCAACCUACUUUCUCUUCGCCCUCUACCUUGUCAUUAUCGUGUGCUUUGUCUUCUUCUUGCGUGCGCAGAUUGAAGAUAUUUCGGCUGACUACCGGGCCUAUCUUUCUGAGCCAAUGGGCUACAUCAAGCUGGCCCUCUUCUGCCUUUGCUUCUACUGCAUCGUGCAGUACUUCACCAUCGUCUUCUCAUACAUGUUCCUGAACUUCCGACUGCCAAUGAAGCCCUCCGACUUUCAAGAAGUGGCAGAGCUGACGAUGAACAACGAAGAUCUCAAGGUGGCGGUGUCUGUCACCACGUGUCUGCUGUUCGUUCAGGCUAUCGCAGAGUGCUGCGCAGUCCUUCCGCAGUUGCAGCUCCUGGUGCACUCCAUGGGCGUCGUGAAGGAACACUUGGCUGCCUUCAUCGUGGCCUUCUUUAUCAUGGUUCUUGGUUUCGGCUUGGGGGGCAUGUUUGCCCUGGGCUGGAAGGUUGGGGAAUUUGGCUCUAUGCCACACAGCAUCCUCACGGUGGUGGAGAUGAUACGGGGAAAGUCCAACUACCCAACCAUCAUCUCUGCAGAUGGGGACUUCGGCGAUGCUUACUUCCUCUUCUUCCACUUCUUCUUCCUGAUCUUUCAGCAGUUCUUGCUCGCAAUCUUGGUCGUGGGUUACAUGAAGGUGCGCAAGAGGCAUGCCGACUCUGAACAGGUAGAAACACCUCUGCGGCGAAUAUUCCGCUCUGUGAAGAGUGCCCUGUUGCACCUCAGUGCGAGCAUCCGAAGCCGCCUCAUUUCCUUGCAGCAGAUCUUCUUCGGCACUCAAGCCGCCAGCAAGACAGUGGACUAUGAACAGGUAGCACGUCUUCGCGACAAGCGGGCUACGAAGCCAAAGAUCCGCAACGUUCUCUACGAGAAGAGACCAGGGAACGACGAUGAGAGCGUGGACAUUGCCAAG
Symbiodinium necroappetens is the source of this 1251-nucleotide messenger RNA. The record is from the annotation of a GenBank genome assembly. Lineage: Eukaryota; Dinophyceae; Suessiales; Symbiodiniaceae.